This is a messenger RNA of Haliotis rubra (blacklip abalone), 918 nucleotides long. Its product is annotated as trypsin-like. Gene Ontology annotation, molecular function: serine-type endopeptidase activity. The transcript has 7 exons. The coding region runs from base 17 to 862 and encodes 281 amino acids. Gene Ontology annotation, biological process: proteolysis. The record is from RefSeq and is a predicted model, not a curated record. Lineage: Eukaryota; Metazoa; Mollusca; Gastropoda; Lepetellida; Haliotidae.
GGAGUGUUUGGAGAAAAUGUCAGGAGUUUUGUUUCUCGUUCUGGCAUGUUUUACGUCAGGUGUCUUCAGUGAUAUAGAUUCUCCAGGAUGUGGGAUUAAUGAUGUGGGGUUUGACUACACCACCCUUCCAAAAGUAACCCGGAAACGCAUCGUUGGUGGACAAAUCGCAACUCCACAUUCAUUUCCAUGGAUGGUUGCUCUUGAAUAUCGAGGGGUCUUUAACUGUGCUGGAUCGCUUCUGAAGGGUUCGUCAAACAGAUGGUAUAUCCUCACCGCUGCCCAUUGUCUUCAUGGAACGAUUGUCACGGAUUGGAAGAUUCGUCUUGGCGCACACGAUCUGUCGGCAAAUGAACAAUCCACUGAGUUCAUUGACGUCAAGGCUAUGAUGAGCCAUCCUUUAUUCAAGCCUCUCACACUUGAGCAUGACACCGGGUUGAUGGAGUUGGAGAGAGCACCAAGGAUAAACAGGCCUGAAAUCAGUUUCGGUUGUGUUACUGGCAAUGAAACUGUUGCAGGAGAAACAUGCUAUGUUAUUGGAUGGGGUACAACAUCAGAAGAAAGCGCUCCAUCAGAUAUGCUGCAGAUUGUGGAGAAGCCCGUAAUGUCCAAGUCCGCAUGUAGAAAUAUAUAUGGCUCGAACGACUUCCACGAAGCUUCCAUGAUCUGUGCAGGUUAUCCUGAAGGAGGGAAAGACCCGUGUAAAGCUGACAGCGGUGGACCAUUGAUGUGUUAUCGUAAUGGCCGUAUGGAAAUAAUUGGAACCGUCAGCUGGGGCUUUGGCUGUGGUCAGCCUAAUUCUCCAGCCGUAUAUGCAAGUGCAACAAGCGCCAUACAAUGGAUUGUGACCACCAUCAAUGCAUAAUAAGCGUUAUGAGGCACAGAUUUAUGUGCAACUUGAAUACAGGUUUUCUAAACGCU